Molecule: messenger RNA, 2698 nt
Organism: Canis lupus familiaris (dog)
Lineage: Eukaryota; Metazoa; Chordata; Mammalia; Carnivora; Canidae
Gene: FSCN1
Product: fascin actin-bundling protein 1
Exons: 5
Coding region: 98-1579 (493 amino acids)
Biological process (GO): establishment or maintenance of cell polarity; cell migration; actin filament bundle assembly
Cellular component (GO): cytoplasm; filopodium; microvillus
Molecular function (GO): protein-macromolecule adaptor activity; actin filament binding
Source: RefSeq, a predicted model, not a curated record
UGCGGUCGCGAACAAAGGAGCCGGGCGCCGCCGCGGGGACCCGCCACCGACCUCCCGGGCCGCGCCGGGGCCCUCCCGCCCGCCUCCCGCCGCCACCAUGACCGCCAACGGCACCGCCGAGGCCGUGCAGAUCCAGUUCGGCCUCAUCAACUGCGGCAACAAGUACCUGACGGCCGAGGCGUUCGGGUUCAAGGUGAACGCGUCGGCCAGCAGCCUGAAAAAGAAGCAGAUCUGGACGCUGGAGCAGCCUCCCGACGAGGCGGGCAGCGCGGCCGUGUGCCUGCGCAGCCACCUGGGCCGCUACCUGGCGGCGGACAAGGACGGCAACGUGACCUGCGAGCGCGAGGUGCCCGGCCCAGACUGCCGCUUUCUCAUCGUGGCGCACGACGACGGCCGCUGGUCGCUGCAGUCCGAGGCGCACCGGCGCUACUUCGGCGGCACAGAGGACCGCCUGUCGUGCUUCGCGCAGACCGUGUCGCCGGCUGAGAAGUGGAGCGUGCACAUCGCCAUGCACCCGCAGGUCAACAUCUACAGCCUGACCCGCAAGCGCUACGCGCACCUGAGCGCGCGGCCAGCGGACGAGAUCGCCGUGGACCGCGACGUGCCCUGGGGCGUCGACUCGCUCAUCACGCUGGCCUUCCAGGACCAGCGCUACAGCGUGCAGACCGCCGACCACCGCUUCCUGCGCCACGACGGGCGCCUCGUGGCGCGCCCCGAGCCCGCCACCGGCUACACCCUCGAGUUCCGCUCGGGCAAGGUGGCCUUCCGCGACUGCGAAGGCCGCUACCUGGCGCCGUCGGGGCCCAGCGGCACGCUCAAGGCGGGCAAGGCCACCAAGGUGGGCAAGGACGAGCUCUUCGCGCUGGAGCAGAGCUGCGCCCAGGUCGUGCUGCAGGCGGCCAACGAGAGGAACGUGUCCACGCGCCAGGGUAUGGACCUGUCAGCCAAUCAAGACGAGGAGACCGACCAGGAGACUUUCCAGCUCGAGAUUGACCGCGACACCAAAAAGUGCGCCUUCCGCACCCACACGGGGAAGUACUGGACGCUGACGGCCACGGGGGGCGUGCAGUCCACUGCCUCCACCAAGAACGCCAGCUGCUAUUUUGACAUCGAGUGGCGUGAUCGGCGGAUCACACUGCGUGCGUCCAAUGGCAAGUUUGUGACAGCCAAGAAGAACGGGCAGCUGGCUGCCUCGGUGGAGACAGCAGGGGAUUCGGAGCUUUUCCUCAUGAAGCUCAUCAACCGUCCCAUCAUUGUGUUCCGUGGGGAGCAUGGCUUCAUUGGUUGCCGAAAGGUCACGGGCACCCUGGAUGCCAACCGCUCCAGCUACGAUGUCUUCCAGCUGGAGUUCAAUGAUGGUGCCUACAACAUCAAAGACUCCACAGGCAAGUACUGGACAGUGGGCAGUGACUCAUCGGUCACCAGCAGCAGCGACACCCCCGUGGACUUCUUCUUCGAAUUCUGUGACUACAACAAAGUGGCCAUCAAGGUGGGCGGGCGCUACCUGAAGGGGGACCAUGCAGGGGUCCUGAAGGCCUGCGCUGAGACCAUCGAGCCAGCCACGCUCUGGGAGUACUAGCCCGCUGCCCAGCGCCCCAUCCCCGCCCUGCCCACACCCUUCUGCUAAUAACUCUCUUCUCCAGGCGGGCUCCGGCGUGGUGACGAGCCCCUUGCCUUUCAAACUGGAAACCCAGCAAGAAUGGUGCCCCUACCUGUUGCCCCGGGCCUGGCCCUCGGAGGGAUCUCAGACCCUUCUGUCCUCUCUUCUCUGCUGUGGGCGAGGCUGGCACCCCUUUCUUCUGACCUCAGACGACUCUGAGCCUUAUUUUCCCAAAGUGGCCAAGAAGAGUGGGGGGCUGGGUGCCUGGCGGGUGUGUAACUGGAAUCUCCUGCCCCCUCCCGAGAGCCUCUGCCCCCACUUCCCAGGAACUGGGCCAUCGGGGGCCCCCCCUGGUGCACCUUCCCUGUGUCUGGGGAAGGCCGCGGGAAGGAGGGGGUGCAACCAGCGAGCGCCUGCUGCUUGCUCCUCUGCACCAAGCAGGCUCACCCUCCGCACAUCCUGCUCUGGCCUGGGGCCCUGCUCUCUCUCCUUUCAUCCUGGCCUGACUGGAAGCAGAAAAUGACCAAAUCAGUAUUUUUUUUUUUUUUUAAUGAAGAAUUAUUGCUGGAAGCACCCAGGCAAGUCUCGUGGUAGCCGCGAGCGAUCUUCAAGGGGUCUUGUGGAGGAGUCUUGAAACAGCAUCUCCAGGAGUCGGUGCUCUCCUUGUUUGCUAGUUGUGGGGGGACAGGAUGCUCCCCUGAGUCCAGAACCUGCCCCUACCUCCCCAGGAGGCUCUCGCUGGCCCCCUCCUUCCUGCCUGCCUAGGCCUCUGUCCCCAUCUGGUGGUGCUGAGUCCCCUCGCCGCCUCAGCCAGAACCCCCGGUGUGAUCGGUGCUCCCGUCCGACCGGACUCCUCGGGUCUCGGGGUGGGAUGAAGCUGGGCGUCGCCCUCCACCGGGAGCCCCAUGGGGAACCCCCAGGCCCCUGGCUCCCAGCCCUGCCCCUGCCAGCCCCCCCUACCAGUUCAUCUCUGCCAUGCAUCUCACUCUGGGUGUCUUGGUCUUUUAUUUUUUGUAAGUGUCAUUUGUAUAACUAAACGCCCAUAAUAGUAGCUUCAGACUGGAAAAGCAAAAUAAAAUAAUGCGAGUGUGCAGCCCA